Molecule: messenger RNA, 4321 nt
Organism: Apodemus sylvaticus (European woodmouse)
Lineage: Eukaryota; Metazoa; Chordata; Mammalia; Rodentia; Muridae
Gene: Ednrb
Product: endothelin receptor type B
Exons: 8
Coding region: 351-1679 (442 amino acids)
Biological process (GO): enteric nervous system development; G protein-coupled receptor signaling pathway; regulation of blood pressure
Cellular component (GO): membrane
Molecular function (GO): endothelin receptor activity
Source: RefSeq, a predicted model, not a curated record
UGUAGCAAGGUCGCUCAGAAAACGAGUCUGGCGGUGAUUGAUGCUGGGUAGGAACCGAAUGAAUAAAAGUUCUUGUCUGGGGACAGCAAAGACCCCGAGCGAGCUGCAGAGGAUCCGCUGUCUGGCAUUCUCUCAGCCUUUUGUCAGAGCCAGAGCUGCAUUCAGUGAGAGGCCUGCUUCGGAGCAGCUGGGCUCCUGCUGCGAGCCGCAAGCCCCCUAAGGCUUUUGACGACAAGGGAAGGGAAGGGAAGGAGGUCCCCUGCUAGUGGCUCUGCUCCUGGUGUUUCCAAUCCCUGCGAGACUGAAAACUGCGGAGCGACUACCGGACUCUCACAGGAGCAAGCUGUAACAUGCAUUCGCCCGCAAGCCCGUGUGGACGCGCCUUGGUGGCGCUGCUGCUGACCUGUGGCUUGUUGGGGGUAUGGGGACAGAAAAGAGGAUUCCCACCUGCCCAAGCCACACCGUCUCUUCUCGGGACUAAAGAGGUAAUGACGCCACCCACUAAGACCUCCUGGACUAAAAGUUCCAACUCCAGCCUGAUGCGUUCCUCCGCACCUGCGGAGGUGACCAAAGGAGGGAGGGUGGCUGUAGUCCCUCCAAGAUCUUUUCCUCCCCCGUGCCAACGAAGUAUUGAGAUCAGCAAGACUUUUAAAUACAUCAACACGAUUGUGUCAUGCCUCGUGUUCGUGCUGGGCAUCAUCGGGAACUCCACACUGCUAAGAAUCAUCUACAAGAACAAGUGCAUGCGAAAUGGUCCCAAUAUCUUGAUCGCCAGUCUGGCUCUGGGAGACCUGCUCCACAUCAUCAUAGACAUUCCCAUUAACACCUACAAGCUGCUCGCAGAGGACUGGCCAUUUGGAGCUGAGAUGUGUAAGCUGGUGCCCUUCAUACAGAAGGCUUCUGUGGGGAUCACAGUGCUGAGUCUAUGUGCUCUAAGUAUUGACAGAUAUCGAGCUGUUGCUUCUUGGAGUCGAAUUAAAGGAAUUGGGGUUCCAAAAUGGACAGCAGUAGAAAUUGUUUUAAUUUGGGUGGUCUCUGUGGUUCUGGCUGUCCCUGAAGCCAUAGGUUUUGAUAUGAUUACGUCGGACUACAAAGGCAAGCCCCUGAGGGUCUGCAUGCUUAAUCCCUUUCAGAAAACCGCCUUCAUGCAGUUUUACAAGACAGCCAAGGACUGGUGGCUGUUCAGCUUCUAUUUCUGCUUGCCACUAGCCGUCACUGCGAUCUUCUACACCCUGAUGACCUGUGAGAUGCUCAGAAAGAAGAGUGGCAUGCAGAUUGCUUUGAAUGAUCACUUAAAGCAGAGACGAGAAGUGGCCAAAACAGUGUUCUGCCUGGUGCUGGUGUUUGCUCUCUGCUGGCUUCCCCUUCACCUCAGCAGGAUUCUGAAGCUUACCCUCUACGACCAGAGCAAUCCUCACAGGUGUGAGCUUCUGAGCUUCUUGCUGGUUUUGGACUACAUUGGUAUCAACAUGGCCUCUAUCAAUUCCUGCAUCAAUCCAAUCGCCCUGUAUUUGGUGAGCAAAAGAUUCAAAAACUGCUUUAAGUCCUGUUUGUGCUGCUGGUGCCAGACAUUUGAGGAAAAACAGUCCUUGGAGGAGAAGCAGUCCUGCUUGAAGUUCAAAGCUAAUGACCACGGAUAUGACAACUUCCGUUCCAGCAAUAAAUACAGCUCAUCUUGAAGGAGAGGACACUCGCCAAAUCUCACUGUCCUCAUUGUGGACAGACGUCAUUAAAACAAAAUGAAACCUUUGCCAAAACAAAAUGGAAAAUCAUGCCAGCAGAAAGGUGUGCACGCAUGCAAGAGGGAUUAUUUUGAAUGUUCUAAGUUCCAACACCUAAUAUUUCACGGCCUGUUUACAACCUAAGAAAGCCAUGGAAAGGAAUGAAGCCUCCGUGCGGAAGCUCUUAGAUUCUUAGUCAGCACUUUAGCACAGCUCUUAAAAGCCCCCGGUGUGUUCACAUGCUACUUACAUUUAAAAAAAAAAAACGAGAACUUCACUCAGAAGUUCUAUGCAGGGGCUUAUUAUCCAAUCCUAUGAACCUGGAUAUAAGAAAGCAUGACAUUGUAAAGCAGUUCUUAGAACAAAGUUUCAAUUUCUCCAUUUGAAACUUUAAAAAUAAAAACCACUAAUAAACUUUAGUGCAUACUAUGACAUCCACUAAUCUGACUAUAACUAUAGGCAACAUGAGAAAGCGGUAAGGUUGGUACACUUUUUUUGGUCAUUACAAACAUUUAAAUGAUCAGAAGAGGGGAUGGAAAAGAGACGGAACGGAGCCUGGAUGUUUGAAAUCAUCAUGCUCCUUACACAAUGUCACAGAGAAAACAUGGGGAGGUCUGAGCUGCUAUGCCUGAGACUUUGGAACUUCCCUCACACACACUCCACAGAAAGACACAAAACAGAACACUACCUAUGACUUCUUCAAGGUUCUUUCAAAUAUCCUUUCAUGGUUGAAGUGUAAGUUCCAUUUGAUUAACUUCGUCAUCUGUAAAUACUUAACUAUUAGCUAUAAGCACUACACCUAGAUGACUUAGCAAAGGGCAGGUCCCAGCGUUCAUAGCUUUCUGACAAAGAGAUGCCAGUAAUCCGGUUGCAGACAGCAUGUGAAUUGCCUGGUGCAGUGUCCACAUGGCAAAGAGGCAGAGAGCAUCCUUUGAACCAUGCUGUACUGAGAAUGGUCCACAGAGCAGGAUAACUAAAAUACCAUCGUUGGACGACAUAGAAAGUAGUCACUGUAACCAGCUCUCUUGGAGGCAUAUUAUCAUUUUUUUUAAUGUUAUUUCUGAAAAUUGCCGAUAGAAAGGCAUUCUGGACAUGGUGCUUUUUCUAAAAGGUAGAAGCCAAACUGCUUCGGGGUCUGUGAGCUCCUCCUCAUUGCGCGCUCUUGGCUAGUGCUUUUUUAAUCUCCUUCCACAACGUGCCUUAGGUUCACUCCGAAUGAGCAGUGUGUGAAAGAAUGCCCAAGAGAAAACUGAAGAGAGAGGAAAUGAGGUGGAGCGGGAGGAAGCCCGUGGGGAAAGAGUCCCAUUAUUAGCCCCGCGUUCGUCACUGCCGCGUCACAUCAGUGUGAAAGGUCCUGGUUCAGCUCCAGCAAAACACAGGCAGAGUUCUCAGAACGACUCGGGAACAAACCAAGCCCGAGAGCUUUAACCUCGCUUAAAAUAUAACAGAUUUUCCCUUUCUUUCUUUCCUUCCUUCUUUCUUUUUUCUUUUCUUUUCUUUCUUUCUGUUCUUUCUUUUCUUUCUUUCUUUCUCCUCUUUCUUUCCUUCUUUCUUUUCUUCUUUCUUUCUUUUCUUUCCUUCUUCCUUUCUUCCUUCCUUUCUUUCUUUCCUUCUCUUUCCUUUCCUUUCCUUUCCUUUCCUUUCCUUUCCUUUCCUUUCCUUUCCUUUCCUUUCCUUUUCAUAACCCAGGCCACAUGUUAAAAAUGAGCUAAGAAUGCAGUUUUCUGCCAAAAUCCUCUGUGACAAUACAAUAAACCCAAACAGGACAAUGAGGUCAAAAACAAUGAACAGUACAGAAUCAGCCACAUGACUCUCUUUGGGAGUCAACCACAGUUUGUGUGUAUAGGUUCCUCUCUACAAUUUUCUACAAAUACUUUUCAAUCAUAAAGGAUACCCCAGAUCUUCAAUUUUAAGUUAGUUAUUGGUUCCCCAGUAGUUUCACAGUGUGAACAUAUUUUUAAUUCUUAGUAAGUUUUAGAUUGGUUUUAUUGUGUACUAAAUUCUUGAGUCCUAACAUUCUUGUUUAACCCAAAUGUUCCUUCCAUCUUCAUGGGUAAUAAUCAUACUGCCAAAUUAUGAAAUGGCAUAAGAAUACUCUUCACACAUAUACAAUAAAAUAUAUACAAUAAAACUAUAUUCUGUGGCUUUUUUAUUCAAAAUUUUAGCAUACAGACCAAGGGUGGUAAGAAACAAAUGUGAUUCCUUUGCAUAAUUAAAGCCAAGAUAAGAGAAGGUACCAUCUAAUUUAGAGCAUAUUUUCUAACAUUUAACUUGCCUAAUAUAGCAAUGCAUAAAAAUAGUGUUAAAGAGGAUGUUAGAGGUCAAGUGAUUUGUAAGUGACUUCAGCCUAUUUUCUCCCAAAUUAUCCACUGCUAUUGUUGGUCUGUGUUCAAACAUUUUUCAGUAUUGAUAAUGUGCAAUGGCCAAAGGAACACUGUUUUCAUCAAAACGUGGGUGUGUUGUGUCUAACAUGCACUUGUAGUAAAGCCAUGUAAAAUAACUGUGUUUUGUUUUGCUCAGGUCACUGAAAGUGGAAGCCUGUGUAGUUGCUAACUUCUUAUUGUGUAAGCAAAACCAAUAAACUUUCAAAUGGUUUAAAA